This is a messenger RNA of Homo sapiens (human), 417 nucleotides long. RefSeq names its product C-C motif chemokine ligand 27 (gene CCL27). Gene Ontology annotation, cellular component: extracellular region. The coding region runs from base 25 to 363 and encodes 112 amino acids. Gene Ontology annotation, molecular function: chemokine receptor binding; chemokine activity. The record is from RefSeq and is marked reviewed. NCBI's taxonomy places the organism in Eukaryota, Metazoa, Chordata, Mammalia, Primates, Hominidae. The transcript has 3 exons. Gene Ontology annotation, biological process: immune response.
AAGGAAGAGUCUAGGCUGAGCAACAUGAAGGGGCCCCCAACCUUCUGCAGCCUCCUGCUGCUGUCAUUGCUCCUGAGCCCAGACCCUACAGCAGCAUUCCUACUGCCACCCAGCACUGCCUGCUGUACUCAGCUCUACCGAAAGCCACUCUCAGACAAGCUACUGAGGAAGGUCAUCCAGGUGGAACUGCAGGAGGCUGACGGGGACUGUCACCUCCAGGCUUUCGUGCUUCACCUGGCUCAACGCAGCAUCUGCAUCCACCCCCAGAACCCCAGCCUGUCACAGUGGUUUGAGCACCAAGAGAGAAAGCUCCAUGGGACUCUGCCCAAGCUGAAUUUUGGGAUGCUAAGGAAAAUGGGCUGAAGCCCCCAAUAGCCAAAUAAUAAAGCAGCAUUGGAUAAUAAUUUCUGAGUAUAA